Pseudoliparis swirei is the source of this 2121-nucleotide messenger RNA. It is a transcript of the gene zfand5b, whose product is annotated as zinc finger, AN1-type domain 5b. The transcript has 6 exons. NCBI's taxonomy places the organism in Eukaryota, Metazoa, Chordata, Actinopteri, Perciformes, Liparidae. Bases 240 to 911 code for a protein of 223 amino acids. Gene Ontology annotation, molecular function: DNA binding; zinc ion binding. The record is from RefSeq and is a predicted model, not a curated record.
GGCCACAAAUCAGCGGACAGAGGACGUCGACCGAAGUGUCCCCGGAGUGUGCGCUUCGUGAGAGGGACUGGAACCGGGAGACACAACACACACACACACCACGUCCUACCUAGACGGCCCUAGUUAGUCCGCCGCGAGAGAAACGGAGUAAUUCCGUUAACGCUGUAAAAGUUUCAAGAGAAGAAGAAGAAGAAGAACUGUCUCUCAAACACACGGGACAGCGGGUGGCAGACAUCAUCAUGGCCCAGAAGACCAAUCAGAGCCCGGUUCCUACGCUGUGUGCUAAUGGCUGUGGUUUCUACGGCAACCCCAGGACUAACGGCAUGUGCUCCGUGUGCCACAAGGAGCACCUGUCCAGGCAGAACAAUGGAGGCGUCAGUACUCUCACUGCUCUCGGCGGCAGCAGCGGCUCCUUGUCCGAGGCGUCGGCCAUCCAGAGGUUAGAGGCCACCUUGAAUAAUGCCGUGGCUGCUGCUGAGGAGGCGGCUUCAGCGGCCGCCUCCGCUGAGGCCGCCGCCGCCGCCGAUGCUCUCAGUGGAGCUUCAGCCGCCAUGUCUGUGACGCAGCAGAUGACUGAGAUGAGUCUCUCCUGUGAGGAGAAAGGAGCAUCGGGGAGCAAAGUAGAGCUCACAGAGCCAGUUUUGACUCAGCCCUCGGCCUCUCGUCCCGCCGCUGCCGGCGGCGAGCAGCCGCAAGACCUGGAGCCCCAAAAGCCCAAGAAGAACCGCUGCUUCAUGUGCCGCAAGAAGCUCGGCCUCACAGGUUUCGGCUGCCGCUGCGGGAAUCUGUUCUGUGGAAUCCACCGCUACUCGGAUAAGCACAGCUGUCCGUACGACUACAAAACGGAAGCCGCCGACAAGAUCCGCAAAGAGAACCCCGUGGUGGUCGCCGACAAGAUCCAGAGAAUAUGAAGAAAAAGGACUCUCGGUUUGACUGAACACUGGGAUCUAAUAGUCUUUAUGGUAAAAAUGAAAUGGACUUGAGCUCCUGACCUUCUUCCCGAAGGACCCGUUUGCCCCCCCCCCCGGUUUCCCCCUCAGUGCAUGAAAGAAAAGUUCACAUAUUUUCAGCCUUCAUUCUUGUUUUUGUUGUGUGCUACUAACACUUUUUAAAGGGUUAUAUGUGAGGGCGGGGGGGCAGUGGAGUUGUUGCGCAGGCUGUGUUGUGACCCCCCCCCCCCCCUCCGAGAUCACUUGAACACUUGCCUGAGAAAAUAGAUCUCGGACGCUCGGCCCUGAAUUUCAACUUGUGACCGCUGUCCGCCGAUGACGCCGUCUCAGCCGCGCUUGCUCUCUGCUGGCUCGAGUAGCAAAAUGUUUUUUCUUUUUUCUCGCUGCCUGAUCUGAACUCUGAGGUCAGAGUUCCGCCCUCCGUACCGGUCAGGCUGGUAAGUUCUCGGCCUCGUUCUCCUCUGUGCCGCUGGACUCUCGCCCGCCACGAGAACCCUGAAGAGACUUUAAGAAAGAGACUUUGUGUCCUGCCCGCGGCUUGUUUUACUUUUAUUUUUCCUCCCGUUGAGCGUGGGUUGAAUGCCGUGCCCUGGGAUCUGACUCGCAGGCACGCCGACGUCCACUGAACUCUUUACGUGUGUUGCCUCCCCCCAAGACAAGGUGUGUGUGUGUGUGUGUGUGUGUGUGUGUGUGUGUGUGUGUGUGUGUGUGUGUGUGUGUGUGUGUGUGUGUGUGUUGUAAGACAAGUAGCCUGAACUUGUAUUCAUUUUUUUUGCCUUUUUUUUGGAAGGGUUUAGCUCCACUAAUAUUUCAUCUUUUACUUCACUAUUGAAUGUUUUCCUCUAUUUUUAAUGUGAGCUGACGAAUUAAAAAAAGAAAACAGUUGGACUGUUGCACACUGCGUGGGAGUAAAUGUGGUCGAGUGAGACGGAGUGGCUGAGGACCGCGGUGAGUUAGACCGGCGGUCGUAGGUUAUUAAUCAUUUUUUCGUGUUUUUGAUUUUAUUUUUUGGUCUGGCUGCUUAACGUGUGUUUAUUUUAUUUUAUUUUUUUACCCUAUUUUAGUUAUGCAAGUUUGUACAAACAUCUUUAUUUAUAUACUGCAGUGUGCGUAAUCUUCCAAUAAAGAAUUAAUUGUAUGAUGUAAAUAAAUUUUGUUCACAAAUAUAAAA